Prorocentrum cordatum is the source of this 360-nucleotide messenger RNA. NCBI's taxonomy places the organism in Eukaryota, Dinophyceae, Prorocentrales, Prorocentraceae. The record is from the annotation of a GenBank genome assembly.
AUGGCGGACCUCGAGGGGCAGCCUGCGGCAGCCGCGGCGCCCGCGGAGGCGCCGGCUGCCGAGCCGGCGGGUGCGCCGGCCGCGGCGCCGGCCGGGCCGCCGGUGCCAGAGGAGCCACCCGCCGCGGGCCGCGCCGCGCCGUCCUGGGCCGAGAAGGCCGCCGCGGCGCGCCGCGCGGUGCCGGCCGAGAGGGCGGCCCCGGCGCGGAGCGCGGACGCGCCUGCCCGGCAGCCCAGGGCCGAGGAAGCCCGUUCGGCACGCACCGCCGCCGCGGGCCCCCGCCGGCGCUUUGGCGUACGGCUGCGGACCAGACUCGCCACGGGAGACGACCGGCGGGGCAUUGGGCUCGUCGGCAGGUGA